This is a messenger RNA of Tilletiopsis washingtonensis, 2778 nucleotides long. RefSeq names its product MCM-domain-containing protein. Lineage: Eukaryota; Fungi; Basidiomycota; Exobasidiomycetes; Entylomatales. The record is from RefSeq and is a predicted model, not a curated record. The coding region runs from base 131 to 2701 and encodes 856 amino acids. The transcript has 6 exons. Gene Ontology annotation, molecular function: single-stranded DNA helicase activity; ATP binding; single-stranded DNA binding. Gene Ontology annotation, biological process: DNA strand elongation involved in DNA replication; double-strand break repair via break-induced replication; DNA replication. Gene Ontology annotation, cellular component: nucleus; MCM complex.
UCUUCUCGCGCACAUCCGUCCGUCCGUCCCGCCCUCGCUCAUCCCCCGUCCGCUCACAGACAGAUCAGCUCCGCUCUUCACCACCUCGGCACGCACCUCUUCCGACCGUCUCUCCCUCUCCGCCGCCGCGAUGGCGUCCGGCCCGUCCCUGCCCGUGAUCACGCUGGAUGUCAACUAUGCCGAGGACAAGGCGCACAUCGCAGACUUCCUCUCCUUCUGCAAGGGCACUGUGCCGCCGCUGCGCGCAUCGGGCAGCGUCGUGCGCGAGCCCGACUCGGACGACGAGGGCGACCAUGCCGAUGCCGACGGAGAGCUGGAGGAUGCGAUGGACGGCGUGCAGCUGGGCGCGCCGGGCAAGGGCGCCCGCGGCAGCGGCAGCAGCUACAAGUACAAGGAGCAGCUUCAACGGAUCUGCAACCGCGAGCAGGAUGCGUUGGUCAUCGAUCUCGCCGAUGUCGCGAAGCACCGCUUCACUUCGACGGGCGAGACGGGCCUCGAGCUUGUGCGCUCCAUCACCGGCAAUGCGCACCGCUACGUGCAGCUCUUCUCCGAGGUCGUCGACAGCGAGCUGAAGAAGCUGCAGCCGGCUCGCGGCAUCACGCACCGCGACGACGUCAUGGAUGUCAUCCAGGAGCAGCGUGUCGAGCGCAACGCCCGUGCAGAGCAGGGUCAGAGCGCGCCGCAGACGGAGGAGAGUGACGGCGCUGCGGCGGAGGCCAUUGGCGCAGAGGAUGCGCCUUUCCCACCGGCUCUUCUGCGGAGAUACAACUUGUAUUUCCGUCCGGCAACAACCAAGGGCACCAUGGCCGUGCGCGCCGUGCGUGGCGCCCACCUCGGGCAGCUCAUUACGGUGCGCGGCAUCGUGACGCGCGUCAGCGAGGUCAAGCCAUACCUCCUCGUCGAUGCGUACUCGUGCGAUGCUUGCGGCGCGGAGAUCUUCCAGGAGGUCAACGGCCGGCAGUACCUGCCGCUCAGCGUCUGCCUGUCGAAGCAGUGCUCGAUGAACCGCACCAAGGGCGUGCUGCACCAGCAGACGCGCGCGAGCAAGUUUACCAGCUUCCAGGAGGUCAAGGUGCAGGAGAUGGCCGACCAAGUGCCCGUCGGACACAUCCCACGCAGCAUGACCGUGCACCUCUAUGGCCCGCUCACGCGCUCGCUCAGCCCGGGCGACGUGGCGGACAUUGCCGGUGUCUUCCUGCCCACGCCGUACACCGGCUUCAAGGCCAUCCGCGCCGGUCUCCUCACCGACACGUACCUCGACGCGCAGCACGUCACGCAGCUCAAGAAGCAGUACGAGGCCAUGGAGAUGACGCCGCAGAUUGCCGCGCAGAUCGAGGCUCUGAAGGACGACCCGGCGCUGUACACGAAGCUGGCGGCGAGCAUCGCGCCCGAGAUCUACGGCCACGAAGACGUCAAGAAGUGCCUGCUGCUGCUCCUCGUCGGCGGCGUGACGAAGACGGUCGGCGACGGCAUGAAAAUCCGCGGCGACAUCAACGUGUGCCUCAUGGGCGAUCCCGGUGUGGCCAAGAGCCAGCUGCUGAAGUACAUCUCCAAGGUGGCGCCGCGCGGCGUGUAUACCACGGGACGCGGCAGCUCCGGCGUCGGCCUGACGGCUGCCGUGAUGCGCGACCCGGUGACGGAGGAGAUGAUGCUUGAGGGAGGCGCCCUCGUGCUCGCAGACAACGGUAUCGCCUGCAUCGACGAGUUCGACAAGAUGGACGAGUCGGAUCGGACCGCCAUUCACGAAGUCAUGGAGCAGCAGACCAUCAGCAUCAACAAGGCCGGCAUCUCGACGACGCUCAAUGCGCGCACGUCGAUCCUUGCCGCAGCCAAUCCGCUGUACGGCCGGUACAACCCGCGCAUCUCGCCGGUCGACAACAUCAAUCUGCCUGCGGCGUUGCUCAGUCGCUUCGACGUGCUCUUUCUCAUUCUCGACACGCCGAACCGCGACGACGACGAGCGCCUGGCGCAGCACGUCUCGUACGUGCACAUGCACAGCGCCCAUCCGCCGCUCGAGCACGAGCCGCUGGAUGCCAUUCUCAUGCGGCACUACAUCGCACUUGCGCGGCAGAAGCGGCCGACGGUGCCGCGUGCCGUGAGCGAGUACGUUGUGGGAGCGUACGUCAAGCUGCGCGCCCAGGGAGCCGAGGACGAGGCUCGGGAACAGUCGUACACCUACACCUCGGCGCGCACGCUGCUGGGUGUGCUGCGUCUCAGCCAGGCACUUGCGCGACUGCGCUUCGCCGACAGCGUCGAGAUCGCCGACGUCGACGAGGCGCUGCGGCUCAUGGACGUCAGCAAGGCCAGUCUGCAUGCCGACGGCCGGCGCAAGGCCGGCGACGAGCUCGGAGACAACAGCAACAUGAGCAAGAUCUACCGCAUCAUCCGCGAGAUGGCGCUGGCAGCCGGCGCCGCCGAGCGCGAUGCGGCUGCCGCCUCGCGGCGCGGCGGCAAUGCACGGCGGGCCACGACUGGCCGUCUCGGCCGUGGCCCCGACCGGCAGACCGGCGGCGAGGCCAUGGCACUGGACGAGGACGAUGCGGGCGAGAGCCAGAACCUGCCGGGCGAGCUGCUGCUGCGCGACGUGCGCGACCGCAUCAUCGCGAGCGGCUGGGUCGAGGACCAGCUGCAGGAGUGUCUCACGGAGUACAGCGACCUUGGCGUCAUCCAGGUCACCGGCUCGCGCCUCGUCUUCCUGUGAAUGUGUCACCCUCGCCGUCCCCUGCAUGCCCUCGCUUCUUCAUGUAUCACCAGCCUCGCAAUGCACUUCGUCUUCGC